AUGAAAGUUGGUGGGAUUUCCAUAUCGACCCCAAAGCUACCAAUGCCUAUCGAUCUCAAUAGCAGCACUGAUGAAUAUAAUUCAUUUCACCGAACAAAGACAACGACGUCACACAAAAAAUCAUUAUUGAUAGAAGCCGGAGAAUCCUCGGACGGAAGCAGGAAGACGAGCAAGGUCCCGAAAGGAUACAUUGCUGUUUAUGUCGGGCUUGAAUGUAGAAGGUUUGUGAUUCCAAUAAGUUUCUUGAGCAUGCCUGAGUUGAAGGGUUUGAUGGAUGACGUGGCUGAGGAGUUUGGUUGUGAUUAUCAUGCUGAUGGUGCUCUUCAUAUUCCAUGUGAUGAAGAUUAUUUUCGCAAUGUUUUGAUUAAUUGUUUUGCAACACAACGAAGGGUAUCUUCUAAGAAUUAUAAGAUCAAACUUGGUAGUAAGAUUCCCUUAAUAGACAGUCAAUAG
Trifolium pratense (red clover) is the source of this 453-nucleotide messenger RNA. Its product is annotated as indole-3-acetic acid-induced protein ARG7-like. The record is from RefSeq and is a predicted model, not a curated record. Gene Ontology annotation, biological process: response to auxin. The transcript has a single exon. NCBI's taxonomy places the organism in Eukaryota, Viridiplantae, Streptophyta, Magnoliopsida, Fabales, Fabaceae. Bases 1 to 453 code for a protein of 150 amino acids.